AUGGCGAACAAGUGGUGGACCGAGGGCUGCGUGCGGCUGGAGGCGAAGGGAGGCCGAUGGGGAGUGGAGCGGGAGGAAAGGGUUCGUGCCUGCCGACGGGUGAAGCCGGGAAAGGUCAGGCGAAAGUUGGGACCGGCGGGACUCGCGUCUAGUAGCGCUUGUCGAUCGCCUAAAGACUGCGCGAUCACAUGCCUCGAAGAAGGGGGUUGCGAUGGCUGCCGUGUCCAGUCUCAACCCGGACCACGAGGCCGGUCAGGGACGGGCUGGCGUAGGACGAGCCGGAUCCGAGCCCAGCUGGGCGAGCAGGAGGAGGAUUCGCGCGCCCCAACUGACCAACCACAAGAGACGAGCCGUCGCGAAUCAGCAGUUGUGGUCACUAUGACUUCCUACAGGGAGCGGAUAUGA
This is a messenger RNA of Protopolystoma xenopodis, 405 nucleotides long. The record is from the annotation of a GenBank genome assembly. Lineage: Eukaryota; Metazoa; Platyhelminthes; Monogenea; Polystomatidea; Polystomatidae.